AUGUGGACCAUUCCCGUCCAGGAGUGCCAAACCUGGUUUACGUUCGUCUCCCAUUUUCGCCACUACCAGCCUCUUCAGCUGCAGUUCUUUCAGCGCUUCAGGGUUGUCCGGCCCAGUCAUUGGCCUCAACUCUACCGGCUGGCCGUUCGAAAUGAGAAGAAGAUAGUAUUGGACGUUUAUGUCAAGCCUCGCCCAACCCUGCCACAGCCAGAAGUCCUGGCUCCAUUACCUGACACAUCUCGUUCACCCGUCCCCUCGUCCCACGGCGGUCAAAACCUGCUCGCGCCGGGGUCACCACAAUCGACUCAAACUCAACAAAAGAAGCGACGUCCGUCCAUUUCUAAAACGGAGCCUUCGUACAGCGGCGUGUUGGCCUACUUGGGCGGCUUUACCAACACGGUCUCCCCGACAGCUCCGCCGCGUUUCUUCGAGAAUGAAACCAUCAAGCAGUAUUUCGCCGAUUUGGAAAACCAGAUGUUCACAAAGACCAUCUUCAAAGACCGGCGCCUGUACAAAUUCGUGGAGGUAGCCGACCGUUCCGCCGUUCACGAUGCGAUGGACACCGAACGACGCAAUCUAGAACUCAGCGAGCCGUCUGAGGACCACCAGCGGGACUUUGAUCAACGCGUCAAAGUCUUCAACGCGGCAGACUCCAUAUUCAGGUUCUUUUUCUCCCCGGAUGCUUCUGUCGCCACCACGGGCAGGUAUUGGGGUGCUGUCCUAGCCCUUGUCAAUCAACCACCUACCGGACCCCCUGACUUUGGCCCAGCCCAAUCCGGAUCGCGACCUUCGGGAAAACAGGUUUUCGGAGUCAACCGACGGCGGUGGGCGACGGAACUGGACAUGCUGACAUCGGCCUUGGACGACAUACGGAGCGAUGUUCUCUCCUUUGGCGAAACCUUCGCCAACAUCCAAGAAUCUGAUCGCGCGCGUAUCGAGGCACCUCCGGUCCUAGCCGACGCGUGGGUACACAUCACCCUUGCGCUCGUGGUUUUCCCCUCGGAUUCGCGGCGAGGCAUAGCCCUAGCACAGAGGGCGAAAUCCGAUAUCUGGGACGGCAUCAAGGAAAUAAUGGCGUGCGGUUCAGAACCGGCUACAAUCAAGCAUUUGGCGGUUCUCCCGUGCGAUUUGGUGGCACUCAUGGCGAUGAAGCUCACGAACAACGCUACCGCCAACAUGCCGAGUGUCUCCGACACUUACGGGUCUUACCUUAACAUGAUUGAGUCCGAAGUGACCACGGGGCAUCCAGACCGUCGAAACGACCAGAAAUUGAACCUGUUCCUCCAGGAGCUGUCCAUAAUAGACUGGACGGUCGAUAUACAAAUUUCUAUCCUCGAGGGUCUCGUGCGCAGGGGAGAAAGCGUGGCCCGGAAUGUCGGUGCCAAGCUAGCGCAGGCGGAAACGCAAUUAAAUAGGCAUCACAGGGACAGAGAGCCGGGACAGAUGCACCUCUUCCCGUACCGCCGCAUAGGACCUCCCGAAUACGACAACAUGACAUCCAUGGCCGACCAGAUCUUCCAGCCAAACGAGCGUGGCGAUCGUGGGCCCACCGGAUUCAGUUCCGUUCUACUCCAGGAAUGCUUGAGGGAUCUCUCUCUAAAGAAGAGCGACCUCGAGAUGAUGCGAGACACGGCAAACAUACUAAAAAGAACCAACGAGACAAACCUAAGCCGUACCAAAGACCGACAGGAGCGCGCCAUCUAUGCCUUCACCAUCGUCACCAUCAUCUUCCUUCCGUUGUCUGCCGUUUCCUCCAUCUUCGGCAUGAACACGGCCGACAUUCGCGACAUGGACAUCGGCCAGUGGGUCUACUGGGCCACUGCCGUUCCCGUGACGGCCGUUGUUAUGUUCUUGGGUCUGUGGUUCACGGGGGAGCUGGGCAAUUUCAGGAGGUGGGUGGCUGCGCGGGGUGUUGAGUGGUGGGGGACGGGGAAGGGACCCGGAAUGGGACCGGGGUUAGAUGGUGAGUUGGAUGAAGGGUUGGAGAGCAGCCGGAAAAGAGGGGUGAAGGGGUCAGGUGCGUUGGAUACUGGUCUAUCUUCGUAUGAUGGUUGA
This is a messenger RNA of Dichotomopilus funicola, 2055 nucleotides long. RefSeq lists its product as uncharacterized. The record is from RefSeq and is a predicted model, not a curated record. Gene Ontology annotation, biological process: metal ion transport; transmembrane transport. Lineage: Eukaryota; Fungi; Ascomycota; Sordariomycetes; Sordariales; Chaetomiaceae. Gene Ontology annotation, cellular component: plasma membrane. Gene Ontology annotation, molecular function: magnesium ion transmembrane transporter activity; cobalt ion binding; magnesium ion binding. Bases 1 to 2055 code for a protein of 684 amino acids. The transcript has 6 exons.